AUGAAGUAUGCGCUUGACAUGGGCGGCAAAUGCACGCAUGCUCUGGCUUUCGAUUUCGCUAUAGCAGCUCCUAUCAAACGCGGCCAGCGUGCGACACCAACCGUAACAAAAACGAUCUACCACACGGAAGUACGGAGGCUAUCUACAAGCUUCAAGGACCACAAUGUUAGGAGCGAAAGCUUGGUGUCUGACUCCUCUGCAUCUAUCUCUGAUGAGGUCUUCGAGGCUAUGAACGGGGACACCGCGUCAUCCAUGGCAACAGCAUUCCUUUGGCCAAGAGGAGCAAGUGGACAGAAGCCUACAAUUUCGCAACUACCAAUUACCGGCGUACCUGUGAGUUUCAACGCGAGGCAAGUCGGCUUCGUACAUUUCGACGAUGACACCAAACGCGAAGAGGCUCUUCAUUCCGGAACAAAAACCGUCAACAGGAGGAGCACCGACCUCUACCAUAUCAAGAUCGAUCUCGCAUCUGAAGGCUACAUCUCGGUCUUCAUGUCCAACAGCACGGCCUCUGCGUUCUGCAAAAGCGAGGUAGAGCUGGACUCGGAGGGUGGGCCUAAAGGAGAACUACAACUAGCUGUUCGGAAUUCCACAAAGGUCGUGGCUAUAUCUGUGCACCAAGAAGCGGCUGAUAGCUUCUGCCUCCAUUUCAAGAACGCGGAGGGUGUCGACAGUUCACCGAGUGGCCAAGUUCCCGGCAGCGUAACAGCGACAGCCUCGGCAUCAGAAGGCAAGACCUCGAAGGCCCCACCAAGCGAGACAACGCCGGAGAGUGUGUCGAAGUCAUCCAAACACGCGUCUACGGUAGUCACUGCUUCGGAGACUGACAUCGAUGAUUCGGCUUCAUUAACAUCCGCGACGUCGACCAGCAAGAAAACUACGUUGAACACCUUCGAUAUCACUCAUGAGAUCGAGACUUCGAAGUCUACAAAACGUGUACCAACAGAAACUACCCCCUCUGAGUCAGGAUCUACUACCCAAAAUGAGGGUACAGAUGAGACCGUGUCUCGGACCUCCGAAGCGGACGACAGCAGCAGUGGGUCUGAGGCAACAAAGUCUUCAAAGCACAAGUCCACGUCUAUAACGGCUUCGGACAGUGAGUUGGCUACUUCGGAAUCGGCAAUCGAUGUAUCCAGCAAGCACAAGACCAAAUCUACAGCGAGCGGAGCCGACGAAGAUUCGUCAAAGACGAUCGAAGCUUCAGGUACACCGACGGUGUCAAAAGCUUCGAACGCCGACCCUUCUGCACCCGAAGAAAGCGCCUCACCUUCGACUAAGGCAAAGUCAAAGAUUUCCGAAGCUACUGAGACUGAGGAUAUCCCCGAAUCUGCAACAUCGGUCCAGGAGUAUGGGGGUCCAGCUGUAGACCCUGCAAACCCUGCUGACCUAGACACAUCCACGACGCCCAAGGCCACACCAGCCGCUGUUCCUGUUAGCACAACUACGGACGAGCCGUUUACUGAAGCAAGCAUAAACUCGUUUUACUCGUACAUUAAGAGCUUUGUAGAGACUGCUCCAGACAUAGCCUCAAUCGCAGGCAGUACUGAUCAGGCUUCGAUAAAGACUACCGAGUCUACGAAUGGGGCGGUGCGACGCGGAAUACUAAUAGCGCCAACGCCGGCUUUGAUAGGCGUCAGAGCUGAAACGUCUUCUCACUCGACAGAUAACAGCAUGACAUAUACUUCCGACUAUAGCUGGAAUGGUGCCGUCUCUACUGCUAUAGCUUCUACCACAGCGUCGAGUAACGCUGCGAUCGGUAGACUGAAACCACCUUCUUUACUCUGGCGCAUGUGGUACCCCGCGACUACCACCAAGGUCAUCCGCUCGAGAAGCUUCAGUGGGCCUGGUGAAGAACCAGAGCAAGAAGACGAGGGGUUUUUCAAUAUCGAUGUAGAAGAUGAUGGGCCUACGAGGGUUAGUUCCGGUACUGAUGGAGUCGAAGAGGAGACGGCUAUUGCGACGAAGUUUGCGCAUAAGCAGGAGGAUAAAGAUGGGGAUGAUGAAGGUAUUGAUGUGAAGGAUGGGGGCGAGGAAGAGGAUGAAGAGCUACCGGUUGAUGGGGAGAUGAUACCUAACGAAGAAGGCGACAUUGAUGAGGGGGCAGCUGGAGACGACGAGACGCCUACGUCUACGAAGAGCAAGGCUUCACAUAUCAAGACUGCAGCAGAUGAGGAAGAUGACAGCGUGCGAACCACCGACACAUCUACGGAUGUUGAGGAGAAGGUCACAUCCACCAAGAAGAAACCUGCGGACGAGGAUGAUAACACCGUGCCGACUGCCACCGCAUCCAAAUAUUUCGAAGAGAAAGCAACAUCCAGCAAGAUGAAACCGGUGGAAGAUGACGAUGAAGAAGAGUCCCAAGAAGACACUUCCGCCGCCGACACCCCCACAAGCACAUCUCAUAAGCCCAAGUCCACCAGACCCGCAACCUCCAACUCCGAGGACGACGCUAAGGAAGAACCGACUACGACCACCAAAUCUAAACCCGCAACCUCUAACUCCGAUGACGACGCUGAGGAAGAACCGACUACGACCUCCACCUCCAAGUCCAAAUCUACCCACAAGUCCAAAACCCCAAUCCCCUCCCUCGCCUCAGGCGUAUCCUUCGCCUUCCCCUCCACCACGCCCCUAAACACCUCUCCUUCCACCAAUCUCGCCUCUCCACCACUCCCCACACCCCCGCCUAUUCCAACCGGAGCAGCGCCCAUGCCAACACAGCCCAUAAUCUGGGACCCAGACUGUAUAGGAAGCAGGCUUAGAGAAAGGAGCGAGGAAGCGCAGAAGGUGUGGGAGAAAGCAGAGAGGGAGAGGGAGAGAGUUGAGAGACUUGCGAGACUGGGCGGAUAG
Molecule: messenger RNA, 2847 nt
Organism: Alternaria triticimaculans
Lineage: Eukaryota; Fungi; Ascomycota; Dothideomycetes; Pleosporales; Pleosporaceae
Exons: 3
Coding region: 1-2847 (948 amino acids)
Source: RefSeq, a predicted model, not a curated record